This is a messenger RNA of Closterium sp. NIES-67, 385 nucleotides long. The record is from the annotation of a GenBank genome assembly. NCBI's taxonomy places the organism in Eukaryota, Viridiplantae, Streptophyta, Zygnematophyceae, Desmidiales, Closteriaceae.
CAUUGGCACUGUACAGUAGUACGACGGAGGGUGCAGAUGGAACGGAACGUGGGACCACCCGCUCUUUAGAAGACAAUGCUACUGUACGGAAUUGGGACAAAGUGGCCGCUGUCACUCGUGGAACGGCUAAGAGAACUACAGUGGAGUACCGUACUGUACACGGCAGUCCGCGAAUCCCGCAGAUGGUCUCAUCUGCGGCGGCGCGGCUAAGGGCUAGGGGCUAGGCGCCACGAGCAGCUAGGAGCUUCCUGAGGAUGCGGGGAACGCGGCGAAGGACGGACUGUUACAGCGGGCUAGGAUGCGAUGCGAUUCGAGCUGCAUGGAAUGUGAUUGAUUGUCGACUCUCAGAUGCAAGUGCAGAAAACUGGCACACAUGACAUGAACC